CGCUUUGCAGAGUCACUCUCCAAAAUCCCCCACACUAGCCUCGCUCGCUCCUCCCAAAGUCAAAACAGGCACCAAGAAUUUCCUCCAACACCUACCCUCCAUGGCCACCUCCGCCCUCGCCACCCUCUCGGCCACCGCCGCCGCCGCCGCCGGGAUCAAGCGCGCCCUCCUCUCGCGCCCCUCGUCCACCCUCUCCUUCGCCUCCCGCCGCCUCGCCUCCGCCGCCCCCCUCCGCGCGGCCCCGCUCCGCAACGCGCCGACGCGGGCCGCGUCUGCGACCGCGGCCCCGGCCGCGGCGCCCAUCGCGGUGGGCGACCGGCUUCCCGACGCGACGCUCUCCUACUUCGACGCCCCCGACGGCGAGCUGCAGACGGUGACGGUCCGCGAGCUCACCGCGGGCAAGAAGGUGGUCCUCUUCGCGGUCCCGGGCGCCUUCACGCCCACCUGCACCCAGAAGCACCUCCCGGGGUUCGUGUCCAGGGCCGCCGAGCUCCGCGCCAGGGGCGUCGACGCCGUCGCCUGCGUCUCCGUCAACGACGCCUUCGUGAUGCGCGCCUGGAAGGACAGCCUCGGCGUCGGCGACGAGGUGCUGCUGCUGUCGGACGGGAACGGGGAGCUCACCCGCGCCAUGGGCGUCGAGCUCGACCUCUCGGACAAGCCGGUGGGCCUCGGCGUGCGGUCCAGGCGCUACGCGCUGCUGGCCGACGACGGCGUCGUCAAGGUCCUCAACCUCGAGGAAGGCGGCUCCUUCACCAACAGCAGCGCCGAGGACAUGCUCAAGGCGCUCUGAACCCUCUGAAUCGCGCGCGUUCCCCUCCGCUCGCCAUGGUUCGUUCUCUGUUUCCCUAAAGCGUUUUUUUUUUCUCUUCUGAAUAAUAAUAAUCGGUGCGGCAACGGCGGCUUGUGCUGCUGCUGUCACCUUGAUCUGGUGGCGAGUACUCAGUAGUGCGACGUGUUAUACUAGCUUUGGGUUAUGUUGUCUUUUUUGAUGUGAAGUCUCUAGAGAACUAUGGCAGCAGGACUCGUGGCAGUGUCCUGGUUUGCAACCUGGCACGGCAUGGAAUUUCACUUUUGCUUGUUCUCUGCAUCGUAUCAUACAUGUGUGUCGAGAUGGCAUGGUUGCAUCAA
Messenger RNA from Lolium perenne, 1128 nucleotides. Its product is annotated as peroxiredoxin-2E-1, chloroplastic-like. Gene Ontology annotation, molecular function: thioredoxin peroxidase activity. The record is from RefSeq and is a predicted model, not a curated record. NCBI's taxonomy places the organism in Eukaryota, Viridiplantae, Streptophyta, Magnoliopsida, Poales, Poaceae. Gene Ontology annotation, biological process: cell redox homeostasis; cellular response to oxidative stress; hydrogen peroxide catabolic process. Gene Ontology annotation, cellular component: cytoplasm.